AUGAUUCGCUCGUUUCGUCGAGAUGGGUUGGUGGCGAGAUCCGUAGUCGCGUGUCCAAGGAGGCGGGCAGCCCAAUAUGCUGGCCGGAUACACCUCCAACAAUCUAUCUACGCUCAGCAGUUAGGGAUAAGGCUGUUGUCUACGCCGCCGCCAUUACCAGAAGGCUCCACUUCGGGGCCUGUGGUACCACCUCCGCCCUCCGCCGUUCGCAAGCCCAAGGCUGAGUUGCGCCCAGGUCCUGUGAAAGUGCCCCAGUCGCAAGCCGAUGACUCGCAAGGAUCGUCGGCUUCAACAGCCACCAACGGUACCACACCCCUGGCUUCGGAGAAGCUGCAACAGAUACAGCCCACCAGGACGCCGCCCAAGGAGAUGCCGAAGCCGCCGCCGACGCAAGGUUCGGUGUUGUCGGUGAUGAAGGAGGACAUACAGGACGCGAUGCGACGUGGAGUGAUGGUGCCGACGCCUGAAGAUGCGAACGUCUUCCAGAAGGUUUGGCAUCCGCUGAAGGAGGUUUCGAAAUUCUACUUCCGAGGCAUCAAGAAGAUAUGGAAGAAUGGCAGCAAAGUGUCGGCCAUACGCAAGCGAGUGGCAGACGGGGGAGAACCGUUGACGCGAAAAGAGGCCCUAUUCAUCCGUACUCAUCGGCAGGAUGUCCUGAAGAUGAUACCCUUCGUCGUGACAAUCAUUGUUCUUGAAGAGCUCAUCCCGCUCAUCGUGUUGUAUGCCCCCUUCAUGCUUCCGAGCACCUGCAUUCUGCCCUCGCAGCGGGAACGGAUAGCCUCCAAGGCCCAGGACAAGCAAGUGCUCUACUACCAUGCGCUCCGGCCGGACUUCGAGGUCGUGCGGCAGCAGGGUAACCCCGACCAUUUUGUCCCUAUCAGUGCAUUAUCGAGCACGUCGUCCAGGGCGCUUUGCGGGCUCUUAGCGAUAUCCGAGUUUGGUCCCCCGCCGAUACGGCGGCGACGGCUACAUCGCUACCUGUCCUACAUCGCACAGGACGAUGAUCUCCUGCGUAAGGAGAACUACGGCGCGAACCUCACUCAAACCGAGCUCGCCAGCGCUCUACGGGAACGUGGGAUUCCGACGAAAGGAUUGACAUCCCAAGACAUGGCUCUUCGCCUGCAAUAUUGGCUCGUCGAGGCCGAUAAGAUCCAACCCGUCCCCGAAUCCGGGAAAGGUCAAGCGGAGGCCCUUCCCGCCGCACCAGGGGAUGCCGUCAGCCGUCGAGUUUUCCUCGCAUCCACGAUGGCCGCGCUCCGGUACUCGGUUUCCUUUGGAACGAACGGGCGAACUCCGAUCCUCACAGUCGUGUCAUAG
This is a messenger RNA of Punctularia strigosozonata HHB-11173 SS5, 1317 nucleotides long. RefSeq lists its product as uncharacterized. The transcript has 6 exons. Gene Ontology annotation, cellular component: mitochondrial inner membrane. The coding region runs from base 1 to 1317 and encodes 438 amino acids. The record is from RefSeq and is a predicted model, not a curated record. Gene Ontology annotation, molecular function: ribosome binding. NCBI's taxonomy places the organism in Eukaryota, Fungi, Basidiomycota, Agaricomycetes, Corticiales, Punctulariaceae. Gene Ontology annotation, biological process: intracellular monoatomic cation homeostasis.